CAGUGAGUACUAUUUCAUUCACCUACGUAGUGGACUUCUACCUUACCUACUAAAGCACCGUGUAAGAGCAGGUUCUUCUACAGCUUCACUUAGUGCUGAGUCAGCGCCUGAUAUCAACAUGGCGGAUCUGAUACACGACAGUGUGAAGAGUUACUACAGCUCUCUGGAGUCUUCAGAUGCUUUACAGACGAGUGCUGCUUGUUCUGCUUCCUCUCGGCCGUUGUCUCCGAGCGUACAGCAGGCCCUCACACUCGUCCAUCCUGAGGUCUGCAAAAGGUUCUUUGGCUGUGGCCUGGUGGCUCCAGGGAAGCUGCAAGGAUGUUCAGUUCUGGAUUUAGGAAGUGGAUCAGGUCGGGACUGCUAUGUCCUCAGCAAACUGGUGGGAGAGGAUGGACAUGUCACUGGUGUUGACAUGACUGAGGAUAUGAUACAGACAUCAAGGAAAUACAUGAGAUACCACCAGGAGCGUUUUGGCUAUGUCAAACCGAACACAGAGUUUGUUCAUGGAUACAUGGAGAAGCUCAGAGAUGCAGGAAUACAGGACGGCUCUCAGGAUGUAGUCGUAUCAAACUGUGUGAUUUGUCUUUGUCCAGACAAGCGGGUCGUUCUAAGUGAGGCUUACAAAGUACUCAAGGUGGGUGGUGAGCUUUACUUCAGUGAUAUGUACGCGAGCGAUGUAGUCCCAGAGUCUUUCAAACUGGAUCCGGUGCUUUGGGGUGAAGGAAUGGGUGGUGCCCUCCACUGGCAGGAUUUCAUCUCCAUCAUGAAGGACCUGGGCUUCAGCACACCUCGGCUGGUCGCAGCUAGUCGUAUUGAUGUGCACGAUCCAGAUCUCCGGAUGAAAGCAGGUGACAUUAAAUACGCCUCAGGGACCUACCGUGCCUUUAAAUUGCCCCAACACUGCAUUCAAACCACAGCACUGAUCACCUACAAGGGGACUGUUCCAGACUGUGCAGAGUGUUUUGAGCUUGAUGCCUCAAACUCCUUUAAGGUGAAUGUGCCUGUAGAGGUGGAUGCAGAGAUGGCAGCUAUCUUCCAGUAUACACGUUUCUCACCAGACUUCACGGUCCAGAUGACAGACAAGCCCGAUCCUAGCCUCGGCUCUACUCAGCAGUAUUGCCACCUGAGCCCGUUCCUGCUGGCGGACAGACUGGGAUCCUGUAUGAAGCAGUGCUCUAAGACAGGCGUGGCUGCAGGAAGCUGCGGGUAAUGAAGGAGACUGCGUCGUGUUUGCUCAUGUCAAGCAGAAAUCUGGAGACUCUUUCCCUCUGUUUCUACCAAAAGAAGUUUAUCCUACUUCUACAUUGAUGCAAGUUCUCACUUUCAUGAUCAUCAUCAUCUGCAUUAGUCUCUGACUCAUCACCUGAAAUAAAUAAAAAAAUGCCUCGUCAUCCUCUCUUCGA
Molecule: messenger RNA, 1403 nt
Organism: Tachysurus vachellii
Lineage: Eukaryota; Metazoa; Chordata; Actinopteri; Siluriformes; Bagridae
Exons: 12
Coding region: 119-1210 (363 amino acids)
Biological process (GO): toxin metabolic process; arsonoacetate metabolic process
Cellular component (GO): cytosol
Molecular function (GO): arsenite methyltransferase activity
Source: RefSeq, a predicted model, not a curated record